This is a messenger RNA of Impatiens glandulifera, 1291 nucleotides long. RefSeq names its product single-stranded DNA-binding protein, mitochondrial-like. Lineage: Eukaryota; Viridiplantae; Streptophyta; Magnoliopsida; Ericales; Balsaminaceae. Gene Ontology annotation, cellular component: mitochondrial nucleoid. The record is from RefSeq and is a predicted model, not a curated record. Gene Ontology annotation, biological process: positive regulation of helicase activity; mitochondrial DNA replication. Gene Ontology annotation, molecular function: single-stranded DNA binding. The transcript is spliced from 6 exons. The coding region runs from base 66 to 962 and encodes 298 amino acids.
GCAGUAAAGGGCGAAUCGAAGCGCAACAACAGUUCAUCUCUCUCUCUUUCUCUCCAUUCAAAGAUAUGGUAGCGGCAGGAACUUUCCUAUGCCGGAAAGCAUAUCGUCUUCCUCUUCGGUCCUGGUCAUUGAACGGAGGCGCCACAGAUUGUGUCGGCUUAUGGCGGAAUAGGUCACAACAAACGGAACAUUUGCACCUUCUUCGCGAAUGUAAGUUACCACAACGACUUUAUUCUCUUGCCGCUGGAGAUUCUCGCUUCUUCUCCACAUUCACAACUCUCCAUCGAUCACCAACUGCCGACUCUUCAUCGUUCAAUAAUCGAGGAAGGAACCUUAUUCUCACAACUGAUACUGUUUCCAAUCACCGGAAAGAAUCCGAACUGAUUUAUGGCAUACGAACUACAUCAAGGUCUUGCUAUUCAACAUCAACCUCCAAUAGCGAUGAUGAUAGUGAUGAAAAGAACUCCGACACUGAAGUCUCUGAUGGUGGAGAUUUUAUCGCCCAAAAACGCGAUCCACAGCCGCAUGGUGUUGAUCCCAGGAGAGGUUGGGGUUUCCGUGGUGUUCACAAGGCAAUCAUAUGUGGAAGUGUUGGUCAAGCACCUAUGCAGAAGAUCCUUAGAAAUGGGCGAACUGUAACAAUCCUUACGGUUGGAACUGGGGGCUUGUAUGACCAAAGACAUUCCAAUUCUACUGACCUUCCUAAGCCAGCUCAAUGGCAUCGGGUUGCUAUCCACAGUGAGCAUCUUGGAACUUAUGCAGUUCAACAACUGACAAAAAAUUCAUCUGUCUAUGUUGAGGGUGACAUUGAAACCAGAGUGUACAAUGACAGCAUCAGCGGUGAAGUUAAAAAUGUGCCCGAGAUUUGUGUGCGACACGAUGGAAGAAUUCGACUUGUAAAAUCUGGGGAAAGCAUCAACAAGAUCUCCAUUGAUGAGUUGCGAGAAGGAUUGUUCCAGUGAAGAAUUAAAAUUCAGAUCUAAAAAAUCCAUAUGAGGCUGGUUGAUUGUAUUUGAAGAAGAACAAACCGUAAUAUCAAUCCUAUAAACAACGAGGUUAGACCAAUUGCUUCUUUAUAUAGUAAGAGUGUUUUAGUUCGUAAACUUUCUAGAUCUGAAUUUGUUUUAAACUAUUUUUAUUCUCUUUUUCCCCCAACCCUUUAAAAGCACACACUUAUGAGCCCGAAUUGAACCACAUUCUCAUGGCUUGUUAUUAUUUAUAUCUUGUGCUGAAAUUUGCUAGUUUAACUAACCUGAAUUUUUACAAUUUUAUUUUGAAGUUGAUCUAUGUG